AUGCUCAAAAGAUACAAGUAUUUAUCUUCCAAAUUAAUUGUAGUCUCCGUCAACAUGGUUUCGCCAAUCACUGGUGUUUGCUUGGAUGAGAACGAGAUUUUAUCUUGGUCCCAUGAGUAUGGAGCUCUUUGCUUUUUAAACUACGAGUUUGCCUCGUCCUAUCUUACAAUAGAUUUCAAUCACAGCACGACAGAUUCGAAAUUGCAAAAAGAUGCUCUUUAUGUGGACGCAAGCAAACUAAUUGGCGGUGGUGUUAAUUGCCCAGGAAUUUUACUAAUGAGACAAAAACUAAUGACCAACAGUACAUGUCACCCAAUGGAAACCCCCAAAGAUGUGCUUUCGCUGAUUCGAGCAGCACUAGUGUUGAAACUAAAAGAUGAUGUUGGAGCAUCCAUUAUACAAAGAAUGACUCAGCGAUACACGGACCGAGCGCUUAAGGUGUGGUCCAACAAUUCAAAUUUAAUGCUUCUUGGGACCAAUCGUACAACUCCAGAAAAGAUGAAAGAAAUUGAAGAUACUAUUAAGGGCCUUUGUACAUCAGUGAAAUUAACACAAUUGACACCUGGGUGGACCACGCUUCAACUUCAUUACUUUUUCGAUGAUUCCACAGUGGAUUUUGUUGUCAAAGCAGUGGAUUUCAUUGCAAACAAUGGAUGGAAAUUUUUACCCUUCUAUGUGUUCAAUGAGAAAAACAAUGAAUGGAAUCAUAGAAAAUUCGACAAGCUGGUCAAUCCCGUUCGCCUUUCAGGACUAUUUCAUGAUAAUUUUUCGAACCAUCUCAACGCUCAUAGAAAGAAGUUAACUGACGUCACUUUUUCAAUGGAACAUUGGAAUUUGCAAGCUCUAACGGAGAACUCCAUGACACUGAAACUGCGAAUGUCAUUUUCAAUUACAAUUCCAUAUUGUCCUCUGCUGAAAGUUUGA
Naegleria lovaniensis is the source of this 924-nucleotide messenger RNA. RefSeq lists its product as uncharacterized. The coding region runs from base 1 to 924 and encodes 307 amino acids. The transcript has 2 exons. NCBI's taxonomy places the organism in Eukaryota, Heterolobosea, Eutetramitea, Acrasida, Naegleriidae. The record is from RefSeq and is a predicted model, not a curated record.